GAGGAACGCAAGAAGCGUUCCGAGAUCGCCUCAGUAGUGCAGGUAGUGGUUCCCGCCAUAGACCAGUUCAGUGAAACUGUGGAAGGACACCAACACCUCCUGGGAGAUGGCUUCCGCCUCCGCUGGCGCCCGCUCGCGAUCGUCAAGGCAGCCGAGGCUCAUAAGAACCGUUUUAAGAUCCCCGAUCCCCCAGUGCCAAUGAAUGUUCGGGCAGCCGCUGCAGACCAAAGCAGCGGAACUCAUGUCCACAACACAGGCAUGAACAGCCAGGAGCAGCGCGAGGCGACGACAACGCCCAACACAACAACGCCAGCUAGGCAUACUACACUAGCUAGGACCCUAGCGCACCUAGCCACCGGGUCGCAGCAAGGGUUCAUGACAAUCGACCAAGGCACGCAUUCCAGUAGCGCAGACAUGGAAGCCAUGGAACCGUGCACUUUUCAGCGACCGUGCAUCGCAACAUCCGCCGGUCGCGCUGAAGCCCACCGUGGCUUUCAGAAUGCCCGUCGUGAGUAUGAUGAGGGCUGCGCAGCUUCGGGUAUAACCCCGGAGGCAGGCAACCUCGCGAAUGCGGCGAGGAUCUGUGCGCCGCCGGCGACGCUUCACUUAGCUGAAGCGGAGUUCACGCCGGUGCUGUUGGGCCCUAGCCCCGCCGAUAUGGUGGUGGACAUAUUUACGCACGAGUAUGAAUAUAACGCUACCGUGCAGCGCAUUCGCAAUGACUGGUCAGGUUCGCGGAUGGAGCAGACCAAGCCCGGAAGCACCGUCUUCAGAUGCCGUUCCGGUCGUGCCGCGGGCGAUGCGAAGAAUGCGGCCACAGACCAGCGCCUGGGCCUGCAUCGUCACCCAUGGGAGGUCGACGACGAAGACUCCUUUGUCGUCCCGCCGGAGUGCGCAGGUGCCAAUCCGUCCACCGCGACGGAGUCUGCUGCCACGCCGAUGUAUGCACCGCCAACUCCGAAGGCGCCGGCCGUGGACGCAAACAAAGAGCUCAUAGGAAAGCUCAGAGCCGAGAAAGAGGCACUUCUCGGAGAGAACACUCGCCUCGUUGCCCGUCUCAGAGAGACGGAGGAUGAGCUCGCGGAGGCCAGGAACCACCUGCGUGACGCCCAGUUUGGUUUGGAGGAAGCCAGCCGGCGCGCAUAUCGUGCAGAGCGUCAGCUCGACGAGCUUCAGAUGAGACGUUCGAAGUCUCGGAGAAGACGCAGCUCCUCCAGCCCGCGCGAAAGGCGCAGGAGAGAAGAGCAAUACCGGCGCGAUGACCGAGAUCGCCGAGAUGAUCGCUAUGAGAUAGGUCGCACUGCACGUUGGGGCCGGGACACCGAUGCCGCGGCGGGAGAGGGCGAGAUCACCCUCGCCUCCUCACCGGCGUAUCCUCCGGACGAGCCGCCAGCCGCACCACCGGCUGAGCUAGCAGCAGCAUCCUCCGGUGCGACGCGGGCCACCACCGUUGGUGGCAGUCCACGCGGCACCGCGACGCAGCCAAAUGUGUCGAUCUAG
Molecule: messenger RNA, 1500 nt
Organism: Symbiodinium necroappetens
Lineage: Eukaryota; Dinophyceae; Suessiales; Symbiodiniaceae
Source: the annotation of a GenBank genome assembly